GGGUUUAUUGAUCAUAUCCAACAUGACACUGAUGAUGUCUGAGUGAUCUUGGAUUUUUCCGCUCUUCAAAUGAUCAUCAAUCACAAGUUCAAAGAAAUUGGUGAGUUUGGCAAAGGCUUUGUUCACCGUGGAAUGCUGACCGGAGAUCCGAUCUAUGAUCCACCCUGCAGCUCGAAGAAAUCUGGGAAAGGAAAGAGACCUGGAAACCGUUUCUGGAAGAACAUUGGUUUAGGUUUCAAGACUCCUCGUCGUGAAGCCAUUGAAGGGAUGAAUCUUUCUCCGUUCAAGAGAGAUAUCGAUGAGCUCAUAGACGAGUUUGUGGAGGGUGAUUUGACAACGUAUGCUGAUAUGAAGAGCGUGUGGCUAUCCCGAAAUUUUUCUUAUAUAUAUGAUGCUAGUCCUAACAGCAACUUAGCCUUUUUCAUGCAGUCACUAUAUGUUCAUACCAUCGGUAACAUGGUUAGUAUUGAUUCCUUUUCACGGAGACUUGGAGGUCUCUACUGUCUCUAUUGCCUUCAUGAGAUCCAACCCUUUAAACCCAAGUUCAGAAUUUAUAUCUCACUUCAAGAGCUCGGGAAAUUUAGGGACCUUGUAGUUGAGGCAAAAGAUAAAGGUGUAGAGAUAGCUGCUGCUGUGGCAAAACAAAUGCUUGAUAAGAACAUGUUUAUCUUUGGAGCUGUAGAGGAAGCUUCUGCAACCAGGAAAGUUAAUCAAUUAACAGAGCUACAGAACGCACGUGUGCGGUUUGCCUAUGAUAGGUUAAUCUCUGACACUAGUAUUGAGCAAUUUAUUCAUUUGGAUAUGGGUAAGGAAGUUAAUCUGAAUUCCCUAGAUAAAAUGUCUAUAGAAUAUGCAGAGGCCAAGAAGCGUGCAAUUGAAGGUGCAGGACAAAUAAUGGAGAUUGAGGACAUAAAGCACAUAUCAGAAGAGAAAGAGUUGAUGGGAGAGAGAAUGGAGAAACUGAAAGAGGAAUGGGAUUCACAAAGACUUUCAUUUUAUGAACAAACCAAGCUUGAUGGUCUUACUACGACACCGGAACUGUUGAAAGAUGUGGAACAUGAUGAAGAUGAUGGGUUUGAUGAGCUUGAUCGCUUACUUUCUCAAAGCUAGUUUUGCCAUUGCAAUCGCCAUUCAAGGUUGAUGGAUGCCCGCGGCGCGGAUGAAAAACUCUCUGUAGUUAUGGCAUUUACAAGUAAAAUAUCAGAGUCAGGUUGUUGAAGAGAGCUACACACAAAUCUCAUUAAAUCAAGAGAGCAACAUGUUUGAUUAGGAGAAUAUAUUGGUUAGUAAAUUCUGUAUCUAACA
Messenger RNA from Arabidopsis arenosa, 1305 nucleotides. The record is from the annotation of a GenBank genome assembly. NCBI's taxonomy places the organism in Eukaryota, Viridiplantae, Streptophyta, Magnoliopsida, Brassicales, Brassicaceae.